GCUCGUCUUUUGGAGUUAAAUGAAAAUUCAUCGAGCUGGUUUUGUGGUGGUGUCAGUAAAUACUUUUCCGAAUUAAUUAAUUUUGUAAAACUUCAAUUAUCUGCAUUACGGUGCGUUUUAAAGCAGUGAUUUGUUGGGAAAUUUGUAACAAACGUGUGAGUGUCCUGAGAUUUUCAUUUUAUUAGGCAGGGCAUCUGUAAAGGUGGUGAUAAAAAAUUUCGCUGAACAGAAAGCAGCGAAGAAAAGUGUGUUUUUCAUAUCUAUGUGUUGAACAAAGAAAAAAAUGUCUGGUUAUGCGAAUGCGAAUUACGGUCCUCCCCAAAUGGGACAGUCGAAUUUAGUUAAUGGUUUACCAGCAACACAACAGCUACCGACAGCAUCAGGUGCCGUGGGCACAGCACCUCCGCCAUUCUCAGCAUCUCAACAGCAACAUCAGCAGCAGCAACAAAUUUUACAGCAGAAACAACAACAUCAACAACAACAGCCGCAGCCGCAGCAAUUGGCCCAGCCUGCUCCAACACUGCAAAGUAACAUGAGUAAGUUUUUGCCACCAGCGUCUAAUUCUGGACCCCAAGCAGGUAAUGAACAAGCACGGCCCCAAACAGCAACUGCAACAGCGUUAACCAGCAGUUUACCACCACAUUUACGGCCACCUGGCAUGAACGGUUCACCAGGAGGUAUGCCUUUGACCAAUGGCGGUGGCGGCGGUAGCGGUGAUUUGAGCACGAAUUCUUCUCGCACAGCAUCACCUUCGCUGACACAACAACAACAUGCCCAGUACGGCGGAUAUGCAGCCAAGCCACCAAUGAGUUUUGCGCCUAGUGGAAAUAUGAUGCAAACUAAUCCGCAAAUUGCAACAGCCGGUGCUACUGGCUUGUCAGGCAGCAUGCAAAAUUUAAGUAUUAAUCGCACGAAUGGUACGGCGGCGACGAAUGUGACCACCACAGCGACAACGCAGCAGCAGCGACCACCGCCAAACCUGCCGCAACAGCAGCAGCAAUUUCCUAACAAUUACCAGGGCAAUUUCCGUACUAACGCCAUAAAUGCGCCCACUUCUCUGCCCGGGCAGCCGCCAGCAUCCCAAGCAAAUGCUCUGCCGCCGCCGCUUACGUCCGCACCUUAUGCUGGAACAAAGUCGUUUCAAUCCCCAACACCUUUAACGAAUACAUCCUUCAGCCAAACAGCGCCAACGCAAACUGUUAAUGCUGUAGCUAGUGCACAACCAUCACCGCCGCCAGCGUUAGCUGCUUCCACCAGUAACGCGAGCAUGUUUGGCACUUCGCGUUCGUAUCCCAUCGUGGCAAAUGCUCCACCAGGUGUGCAACAAAUGCCACCACAACCGUCUACAUUUUCGAAUGCAAAUUAUAAACCUGGCUCUGCAGUUAGUGCAAUGCAAUCGGCUUUGCCACCUAGCAGUAUUGCAACCGCUGUUCAACAACAGCAGAAUCAGUUGAACAACAAUACACAACAACAAAUGUCUGUGCAACGCAAACCUAUGUAUCCAACUGGACCGCCACCAAUGCUGGCGAAUACCCAACAACAACAGCAGCAGCAGCAACUACCGCAACAACCAUAUGCGCAAGCAUAUCAACAACAAACACAACCAGGUCUUUUCAAUGGUCAACCUAGCACUGCUCCACUGCAAUACCAAUCUCAGCCGUAUAUGCAGCAACAGCCUCAAAUGCAGACCCAGCAAUUCCCUCAGCAACAAAACUUUCCUCUGCCCAGUGGUGGUGCAUACAAUCAACAAAUGAGCGUGACUCAGGCAGGUUUCAGUCGACUUUGGGGUCAGGAUACUAUUGAUUUAAUGCAAAAUCGUCACAUAUUGACGCCAGCCACUUUGUCACCUCCCCGUAUUGUGCUCAACAAUCAAUUUCACGAAUCGAUUAACUGCAGCCCCAACAUAAUGCGCAGUACUAUCGCGAAAAUACCAGAAAACAAUUCUUUGUUGCAGAAAUCCCGUUUGCCAUUGGGCAUUUUAAUACAUCCAUUCCGUGAUAUUAAUAGUUUACCAGUUAUACAAUGUCCUAAUAUUGUGCGCUGCCGUCUGUGCCGCACUUACAUAAAUCCUUUUGUCUAUUUUGUGGACAGUAAAAUGUGGAAGUGCAAUCUUUGUUACCGGGUCAACGAAUUGCCUGAUGAUUUUCAAUAUGACCCAGCAACAAAAACGUACGGUGAUGUCACUCGUCGUCCCGAGGUCCGUUCAAGCACCAUUGAAUUUAUUGCGCCUUCUGAGUAUAUGUUGCGACCCCCACAACCCGCCAUCUAUUUGUUCCUCUUCGAUGUUUCCAUCAUUGCUCAGCAGAGCGGUUAUCUUGAGAGUGUUUGUGCAACACUAAGUAAACAUUUAGAUGACAUGCCAGGUGAUGCACGCACACAGAUCGGUUUUAUUGCAUACAACAGUCAAGUGCAUUUCUACAGCUUGGCAGAAGGUUAUAACCAGCCACACGAGCUGACGUUGAUCGAUAUUGACGAUCCGUUUUUGCCACGACCUGACAAUCUGCUGGUGAACUUGAAGGAGUGUAAAGAGCUGGUGAAAGAUUUACUAACCCAACUGCCGAAGCGCUUUGCCGAUACACACGAUCCGGGCUCAGCGCUUGGCGCUGCUUUACAGGUGGCUUACAAGUUGAUGCAAGCUUCAGGUGGUCGCAUUACUGUUUUCCAAACGUGCCUUCCCAACACCGGACCUGGUUCGCUGGAGCCGCGCGAAGAUCCCAACAAUCGAUCUGCUAAAGAUGUGGCGCAUUUAAACCCGGCAACGGACUUCUACAAGCGUUAUGCUUUGGAAUGCUCUGGCUACCAAAUUGCUGUGGAUUUGUUUUUACUGAAUCAGCAGUACAGCGAUAUUGCAACGAUAUCGGGCAUUAGCAAACAUAGUGGCGGUUGUGUGCAUCACUUUCCCCUCUAUCAGAAAACAAAGCCGCAAUUGGUGGAUUCAUUCAAGCAGUGUUUCAAACGCUAUCUGGUGCGUAAAAUCGGCUUUGAGGCGGUUAUGCGCAUUCGCUGUACGCGCGGUCUGCAGGUGCACACAUUCCAUGGCAAUUUCUUUGUACGCUCGACUGAUUUGCUUUCGUUGCCAAAUGUGAAUCCAGAUGCAGGCUAUGGCAUGCAGAUUUCAUACGAUGAAUCCUUGAGUGAAGCGAAAACGGUUUGCUUCCAAGCGGCACUGCUGUAUACAAAUAGCGAGGGAGAACGUCGCAUACGUGUCCAUACAAUGUGCCUACCCGUGACUGCCUCACUGCCCGAAGUCAUGCAUGCUGCCGAUACAGAAGCCAUAAUUGGUUUACUGUCGAAAAUGGCUGUCGACCGGUCGCUGUCGUCGAAUAUCGCCGAUGCGCGUGAAGCUUUUAUCAAUGCAACUGUAGAUAUUUUCAAUGCAUUUAAAAUUGCACAAAAUCUACCAUCCGGACAAAGUGGACAAUUGAUUGCGCCACGCAGCUUAGCAUUGAUGCCAUUAUAUAUAUCGGCGCUAUUAAAACAUUCGGCUUUCCGUGUAGGCACAAGCACUCGCCUCGAUGACCGCGUGUUUGCGAUGGACUGCAUGAAAACAUUGCCAUUAGAUCAGUUAAUGAAGUUUAUUUAUCCAGAGUUUUAUCUAAUCGAUGCAUUGUUUUAUCCAACUGCAAGCCAAAAUGGGAAUGCGAACGCGCUGGAAGAUGAGGAAGAAGACGAUUUGCCGGAAGUGCCACGCUUGCAGCUAUCAGCGGAAUUCUUGGAUUCGCGUUCAAUAUUUUUGCUUGACUGUGGUAAUUUCAUAAUCAUCUAUGUGGGUAUUAACGUGCCCGUGAAUGUGUUGGAAGGUGCCCUUGGUGUCAAAUCGACUGCAGAAUUACCUGACUAUAUGUACGGUUUGCCAACAGUGAAUAGUCCGGAAAAUGAUGCAUUAAAACGCUUUAUAUUGCGUUUGAACGAUGAUAAACCGUAUCCUCCGAUAGUGCAGAUCAUAAGGGAUACAAGUACAGCCAAGCCACAGUUUAUGGAGAAGUUGGUUGAUGAUCGAAGUGAAUCUAGUUUAUCGUAUUAUGAAUUUUUGCAACAUAUACGGACUCAGGUUAAAUAGUAUUUUAUAAGAGGAAAUUAAACGGAUUAAUUGAUUAUAAUAUACAAUAAUUUAAAGGAAAUUAGCGAAAAAAGGUAAAAAAUUAUAAAACAAAGGAUUUAAUAUAUUAUAUGUAAAAUCGUAUGAAUGUAAUAAUUUACUUCUUAUACAAAAACAAUAAAUUCGCUAAUCAAUUAAGUAUGACCUAUUACCUGUGUGGUGGAUUGAUAUACGAAAAGGAGUUUACAAAUAUAAUUACGAAUAUAAACUGCAAGAAAAUAUGAAAAGAAGAAAAAGUUUAGAUUAUAAAAUGCAAAAAAUAAAAAUUAUAUAUACAUACACACCUACAUAUAUAUAGUAUAUACACAUGUAUGUGUAUCUACUAAGAAUGCGAAGCAGUACGAAAGAAAUAAAUAUAGUUCUUAAGCGAAUAAAACAGUAAACAGCGGCUUUGAAUAGCGUAUUUGGGGCAAUUAACAGUAAUAAAUAAAAAAUUUGAAUAUUAGGAAGUUUCCAAUUUGUAGCCACACAACUGAUUAGGACACCUCUGUUGUAAAAUGGGGUUUUUAAAACACAUACAUACAUACAUAUGAAUUAAAUGCGUGUUAAACACACAGACUUACCGCCAUAGGACAUUAAAUAGAACAGAGAAAAAUAUAAAUAAUUAAAUUGUUGCGUAUCUAAGAAGAGAUGAACAGCUGCACUCCUUGCUUAAAAUAUUAAUUAAUCAUCCUUCUGUUGCGAUUUCCUAUACGAAAUUCGUAAAGCUUCAAUUCAAAUCAUGUAAAGUAGCGAGCGAAUAGAGCGCGAAAAAGUCUCAUAUACACACACACUAUAGUACAUGACAGUGUGUGACGCAUUUGAAUGAUGGAUGUGAAUGAAUCGAUUGCGGCGUAAAUAAACCGGGCAAUAUUAAUAUUGAAAUAAUAAAAUGUAAUGCACUCGAGCGAUCUGUAUGUGUACGACGAUGUUUGGCUUGAAGCGCAAGUAUAUUUAACAAUGCGACACGAUUAUUGAUGUGUGUACAGAGGCGGGAAAGAGUUCGUCAUAAUUAAUUACCAUAUACAUAUUUACAUAAUAAUAUGAAUGAAUAUACAGAAACAUAAUUACAUUUCAAAUUCCAAAUAUUAUAUUUUCCCAAUAUUUUUAGUACAAUAAUGGCUAAAACUGUAACUAAUUACUUUUCGAACUUGUCUUUCUUACUUAUUUUAUGUUAGUUUUUAUAGAAUUUGUUUUGAUUUUUAUUAAAAUUAAAAUUUGUAGAGUUCUUUGUGUUUGUCAGGGCUGAAAAAAAAAGUUAUGCAUUAAUUUAAUUAAUAUUUGUUUGGAACUUAGUAAUGCAAAAUAUUUUUUGUCAUAUAUAUAGAUGAAUUUAAUAAUUUAGUAAUAUAAUUAGGAGUUGUUACGUGGCCUAAUUAUUACAACGACUAUUGUAAAUUGUUGAAAUCUGUUACACAACAACACGAAACUUAUUUAAUGUUUAAAAAUGUAGCAUUACUUUGAAUAAUAAAUUAUACUGGUUUAUUGGACUUUUAAUUUUAAAUUAUUAUAAGCAGUGCAACUUUUAACUUUUGCGUUUCUAAAUUUGGUUUUCAUUCGAUAAGGCAACAGUCAUUUUUUAAGUUCUAAAAUUAGUCCAAUUAAAGAGGGGGCAUCCCGUGGAGAAAUUAGAGUGCAUAUCUGUGACUUUGACUUAGCAAUAUGGUUCUUAGAAACAAAUACCGAUUCUUCGUAGAAAAAUAAAUAUUUUUUUUAACUUUUCUUAAGUAGUAUUCUAAAAUUACAGCCAUUAUCUGCUUCACAGGCAAAAAGUGCUUAUGUUGUAUUAACAAACGCUCACAGAUAUGUAUGUAUGGAUAUGUGCAAAUGCCUUUUAUAAAAACACUUCAAAAUCAACAAAUAUCGCUCAUUUGCUGCAAGUGUGCCAUAAUCCAAGAAACUAAGGUUAGGUUAUCUAACCAAAAACUAAAAUUUCGCGAAAAGCGGCUUCGAAGUUUUCAAUUUACUAAUUAAGUAAAAGUAAAUGCACAUUUUUAUCUAAUGAGAUACUGUAUUGAUAGCGCCAUGAAGUUUUUACACGGCAUAAAUUCUUCAUCAUUUCUUAUCAAUUGCUUAUCUAUUUUUUUUUUUGUUGGAAUAUGCAACUUCAGCAAACAAGCGAUAUGUGUUGAACAUGCCAUGUUCCGUAGCAGAUACUUUGUUUGGACUAUUAAUACCUGUUUGAUAAUUCGUGCUAAACCAUUUUCUAGUUUACUUCAAUCAAAGGAAUUGUAAACUUAACUCGAAAAAAAAAGAAAUUGCAAUUCUUAUAUGAAAAAGAUGACUCAAUGCAAAGUUAUGAACCUUGAAAAUGUAGGUACAUAAAUUCAUACAUAUAAUUAUAAUUAUGUGCUCUUACCGUAAACAUUUUUUAAAAUUACUUAAGAGAUAAUUAAAUAUUUCACUACUAUAAUUUGGCAAUUUCGUAAACAAAAAUUGUAUAUACUGGUAUUUAAAAAUUUUCUGAUCUGCUGAUACUUUUUAAAUUAUAUGCGUAACAGCGUAUAUGGCACGCGUGUUAGUGGAAUUUAGACAUACUAUUAUUUUCUUGUUUUGUUUUUAAUAGAUCUAUGCAAUUAUAAAUAAACAUAUAAAUAAUAAAAUAUGCUAUACAAUAAUGUAAUUGUAACUAUUGUGAAUAAAAAUAUAAUUUUUAAUAAACUAAA
Molecule: messenger RNA, 6744 nt
Organism: Anastrepha obliqua
Lineage: Eukaryota; Metazoa; Arthropoda; Insecta; Diptera; Tephritidae
Gene: Sec24AB
Product: protein transport protein Sec24A
Exons: 15
Coding region: 284-4060 (1258 amino acids)
Biological process (GO): endoplasmic reticulum to Golgi vesicle-mediated transport; COPII-coated vesicle cargo loading; intracellular protein transport
Cellular component (GO): endoplasmic reticulum exit site; COPII vesicle coat
Molecular function (GO): zinc ion binding; SNARE binding
Source: RefSeq, a predicted model, not a curated record